Messenger RNA from Amaranthus tricolor (Joseph's coat), 2116 nucleotides. Its product is annotated as purple acid phosphatase 23. Gene Ontology annotation, molecular function: acid phosphatase activity; metal ion binding. The coding region runs from base 181 to 1776 and encodes 531 amino acids. The record is from RefSeq and is a predicted model, not a curated record. The transcript is spliced from 7 exons. NCBI's taxonomy places the organism in Eukaryota, Viridiplantae, Streptophyta, Magnoliopsida, Caryophyllales, Amaranthaceae.
AAACACUACCUAAAUUCUCAACAGGUCCUAGACUACAUGUCUACCACUACCAAGGUUGUUACAUAGAGGAGAUAUCACUAUCAGCUAUGGAGUACUCAGAGUUCCAGCUCUUCCCAUUCAUGUCUUCCCUUUUAGCUCUACCAACACUACCACCAUUAAACCACAUUUGCUUCAUCCAAAAUGCAUUUCCAGCUCUUAUUAUGGGCUCUCACUAUCUUCAUCAAUUUAGCAGGAAUGGAAGCUAUACCCACUACUCUGGAAGGCCCUUUUCAGCCUAAAACUCGUCGUUUUGACCCCUCGUUGCGCCGAGGUAGUGCUGAUUUACCAAUGGAUCAUCCAAGAUUAAGGAGAAAGGUAACUGGGAAUUUCCCAGAACAGAUUUCACUUGCACUUUCUUCUCCGUCUUCAAUGUGGGUUUCUUGGGUAACUGGGAAUGCUCAAAUCGGUACCAAUGUGACAGAAUUAGACCCAUCAAGUGUUGGUAGUGAGGUUUGGUAUGGAAAAAUAAGUGGGAUUUAUACCUUCAAGAAAAAUGGAGUUUCUAUGGUUUAUAGUCAGCUCUACCCUUUUGAUGGCCUCUUGAACUAUACUUCUGGCAUCAUUCAUCAUGUUAAGAUUGAAGGUCUUGAACCUGGUACAAGAUAUUACUACAAGUGUGGAGACAGUUCUAUCCCCGCAAUUAGCGAGGAACAUACCUUUGAGACUCUACCGUUUCCUGAACCUAACAAUUAUCCUCAACGUAUAGCUGUCAUAGGAGACUUGGGUCUUACUCACAAUUCAACCACAACUAUUGAUCAUGUGACUCAGAAUGAUCCAUCUCUAAUACUAAUGGUUGGUGACAUGACUUAUGCAAAUCAGUAUCGUACAACUGGAGGAAAGGGAGCUUCAUGCUUUUCUUGUGCAUUUCCUGAUGCACCAAUCAGAGAGUCAUAUCAACCUCGGUGGGAUGGUUGGGGAAGGUUUAUGGAGCCUUUGAUCUCUAGAGUCCCUUUUAUGGUCAUUGGAGGCAAUCAUGAGAUAGAACCUCAAGCUUCUGGUGUAACAUUUAAGUCAUAUCUCACAAGGUUUGCAGUUCCUUCAGAUGAGAGCGGCUCAAAAACUAAUAUGUACUAUUCUUUUGACGCCGGAGGCAUACAUAUUGUCAUGUUGGGAGCUUAUGUGGAUUACGAUAAAUCAAGUGCUCAGUAUGCUUGGCUUGUAAAAGACCUGAAAAAUGUCGACCGAAAAAUAACUCCUUGGUUGGUUGCUGCAUGGCAUCCUCCUUGUUAUAAUAGCUAUUCAUCGCAUUAUCAGGAGUUCGAGUGCAUGAGACAGGAAUUGGAAACACUCCUCUUCCAGUAUGGCGUUGACAUUGUGUUUUCUGGUCAUGUUCAUGCAUAUGAGAGAAUGAAUCGUGUUUAUAAUUACACAUUGAAUCCAUGUGGUCCUGUUUACAUAACAGUUGGAGAUGGUGGGAAUAUCGAGCAAGUUGAUGUUGAUCACGCUGAUGAUCCAGGGAAAUGCCCGAAACCUGGAGACAAUGUUCCUGAAAUCGGACCAGUGUGCCACUUGAAAUUUUCUUCAGGUCCUGCUAAGGGUAAAUUUUGUUGGGACAGACAGCCUGAGUGGAGUGCAUUUAGGGAGAGCAGCUUCGGACAUGGAAUUCUUGAGGUUAUAAAUUCUACGCAUGCAUUAUGGACAUGGCACAGGAAUCAGGAUGUCUUCAGGAAUAGUGUACGAGGAGACCAAAUAUAUAUAGUGCGACAGCCAGAGCUGUGCAUCCGAGAGGACAAGUAAUUCCUAAGACCAUGCUCAUACUGUAUAGCCUCUUAUAAAGACAGAUGGCAUCUCUUCUUUAUAAGUAACCUAUACUAGAACUCGAAAUUGUAUGAAUAAGGCCAUGCUCAGGCUUGUGCUCGUGCUCGUUCUCAUGCUUGUACUUAUACUCCUUGUCCUCCUCAAUUUGCUCAUAAUCCCUUAAAUAUAUUCACGAAGCCUCUAAUAAGGUGCAAAAGCUGCAGGACAGUGUACUUGGUUAGGUCGUAAUCAAGUGUGAAUGUAAUUCCCAUUGAUACUAUUGAAUAGAUAUGUACCCCGAACAAGGAUAGUAAUCAGAAUCACUCCUCUUCUUCACUCC